This is a messenger RNA of Hippopotamus amphibius kiboko, 1675 nucleotides long. RefSeq names its product target of rapamycin complex 2 subunit MAPKAP1-like. Gene Ontology annotation, cellular component: plasma membrane; cytoplasm; TORC2 complex. The record is from RefSeq and is a predicted model, not a curated record. Gene Ontology annotation, molecular function: phosphatidylinositol-4,5-bisphosphate binding. Gene Ontology annotation, biological process: TORC2 signaling. NCBI's taxonomy places the organism in Eukaryota, Metazoa, Chordata, Mammalia, Artiodactyla, Hippopotamidae.
CGAGGAUUCCGAGAGUGCGGAGCUCGGGCUGGGGCCGGGAGGCGCGGGGGAAGCUGGGCUCUCCCGUCAGGAACGUGUCCCAGGGCCAACCUGGCCCGUAGUGUGGCAGCAGCUUCAGGUAGGUGAGCCCGUGAAACAAUAUGAAGAGGAGAAAAUAGCCUUUUAAGGAAAUUGGCCCACAGAAAGGAUGGCCUUCUUGGACAAUCCAACUAUCAUUCUAGCUCAUAUUUGACAGUCGCAUGUGACCAGUGAUGACACAGGAAUGUGUGAGAUGGUUCUCAUUGAUCAUGAUGUUGACCUAGAGAAGAUUCAUCCUCCUUCAAUGCCUGGAAACAGUGGGUCAGAAAUUCAGGGAAGCAAUGGUGAGACUCAGGGCUAUGCAUAUGCCCAGUCAGUCGAUAUUACCUCAAGUUGGGACUUUGGUAUUAGAAGACGCUCAAAUACAGCUCAAAGAUUAGAACAACUCCGAAAAGAGAGACAAAACCAGAUCAAAUGCAAAAAUAUUCAGUGGAAAGAAAGAAAUUCUAAGCAAUCAGCCCAGGAGUUAAAGUCUGAAAAAAAGUCGCUCAAAGAGAAAUCUUCAAAUUCUGGAAAACAGUCAAUAUUAUCUGUACGCCUGGAGCAGUGCCCUCUGCAGCUGAAUAACCCCUUUAAUGAGUAUUCCAAGUUUGAUGGCAAGGGUCACGUAGGCACAACCGCAACCAAGAAGAUCGACGUCUACCUCCCCCUGCACUCGAGCCAGGACAGACUGCUGCCAAUGACCGUGGUGACAAUGGCCAGCGCCAGGGUGCAGGAUCUGAUCGGGCUCAUCUGUUGGCAGUACACAAGCGAAGGACAGGAGCCGAAGCUCAAUGACAAUGUCAGUGCUUACUGCCUGCGUAUUGCUGAGGAUGAUGCGGAGGUUGACACAGAUUUCCCCCCACUGGAUUCCAACGAGCCCAUUCAUAAGUUUGGCUUCAGUACUUUGGCCCUGAUUGAAAAGUAUUCAUCUCCUGGUCUGACAUCCAAAGAGUCACUCUUUGUUCGAAUAAAUGCUGCUCAUGGAGUCUCCCUUAUUCAGGUGGACAACACAAAGGUCACCAUGAAAGAAAUCUUGCUAAAGGCAGUGAAGCGAAGGAAAGGAUCCCAGAAAAUUUCAGGUUCAAGGGCAGACAGGGUUUUUGAGGAGGAUGCACAGAUUGACAUAGCUACAGUCCAGGACAUGCUGAGCAGCCACCACUACAAGUCGUUCAAAGUCAGCAUGAUCCACAGAUUCUGGUUCACGACCGAUGUCCAGUUAGGUAUCUCUGGAGACAAAGUAGAGAUAGACCCUGUUACGAAUCGGAAAGCCAUCACUAAAUUUUGGAUUAAGCAGAAACCCAUCUCAAUCGAUUCUGACCUGCUCUGUGCUUGUGACCUUGCUGAAGAAAAAAGCCCCAGUCAUGCAAUAUUUAAACUCACGUAUCUAAGCAAUCACGACUAUAAACACCUCUACUUUGAAUCUGACGCUGCUACCGUCAAUGAAAUCGUGCUCAAGGUUAACUACAUCCUGGAAUCACGAGCAAGCACUGCCCGGGCUGACUAUUUUGCUCAAAAACAAAGAAAACUGAACAGACGUACGAGCUUCAGCUUCCAGAAGGAAAAGAAAUCAGGGCAACAGUGACAGUGGGCUCCAGCUUCAAUCUGUUGCCAUAGC